Messenger RNA from Mercenaria mercenaria, 1386 nucleotides. RefSeq names its product fibropellin-3-like. The coding region runs from base 187 to 1386 and encodes 399 amino acids. Gene Ontology annotation, cellular component: plasma membrane; protein-containing complex. The transcript has 13 exons. The record is from RefSeq and is a predicted model, not a curated record. Gene Ontology annotation, molecular function: calcium ion binding. NCBI's taxonomy places the organism in Eukaryota, Metazoa, Mollusca, Bivalvia, Venerida, Veneridae. Gene Ontology annotation, biological process: heterophilic cell-cell adhesion; establishment or maintenance of epithelial cell apical/basal polarity.
AGGACUGUUUCAUGGACGAGCUGAUUACACUUAAACUUACGGUGGUGUACGAAGGUGGCUGCAGAGCGAAAACCGUAUGUAAACAGUCAGGAAGAAAAAGGAGAAGGGGGGUAGACGAUCUAGUAGCUUGCUCAAGGUGUUGUGAUUUUCGCGAGGACUGCAACAGUCGUCUUUGUGGCAUAAAAGAUGACAUCAAUGAUUGCAAUCCGAAUCCUUGUCAAAAUGGUGCAAAUUGUACAGAUGGCAUCAAUUCGUAACACGUGCAUGUGUAUCCCUGGCUUUACAGGAAGUAAUUGUCAGACAAACAUCAAUGAAUGCAAUCCGAAUCCUUGUCAAAAUGGUGCUAAAUGUGUCGAUGAAAACAACUCAUACACGUGUGUAUGCAGUCCUGGUUUUACAGGAAAUACGUGUCAAAUAAACAUAAAUAAAUGUUCUCCAAAUCCUUGCCAAAACGGUGCCAAAUGUAUGGAUGGCGUCAAUUCAUUCACGUGCCUGUGUAACCCUGGCUUUACAGGAAAUACUUGCCAGGCAAACAUCAACGAGUGUAUUCCAAACCCUUGCCAUAACGGAGCAUCGUGUAUAGAUGGCAUCAACUCAUACACAUGUACGUGUAAUCCUGGCUUUACUGGAAAUACGUGUGAAACAAACAUUAAUGAUUGCAGUUCGAGCCCUUGUCAUAACGGAGCAACGUGUAUUGAUGGCAUUAAUUCAUACACAUGUGUGUGUAAUCCUGGCUUUACCGGAAUUACAUGUGGAACAAACGUGGACGAUUGCAAUCCAAAUCCUUGUCAUAAUGGGGCGACUUGUAUAGAUGGAAUCAACAGUUAUACAUGCAACUGUAUGCCCGGCUACAGUGGACAUGAUUGCGAAACAGAUGUAGACAAUUGCAUAUCAAAUCCCUGUUGUAAUGGGGCUACAUGUGUUAAUGGAAUAAACAACUUCACAUGCAUGUGCAACCCUGGCUUCACUGGACGUGACUGCAAAAACGUUGAUGUCGAGGUCAAUAUGACAGUUCUUGUACACACUGCGAUAGUUCUUAACUGUAGCAGCCACAACAACAGUAGUUCUAACAGAUUUUCCUGGAGGAAAGUAAAAAGUUGUCAUGGACCAUUUGUCAAUUUUACAGGUGCCGUGCUGUAUCUAACAUCAAAGGCUACAACAGGGGAUUCUGGGACAUACGUAUGUGAGGUACAUAACAAUUUGGGACAAAACAUGUCUAAAACUUUCAACGUACAUGUUUCAUCGUCCAAAACUGAAGACAUUUGCACGUUUGAUGACGACAGCUUGUGUGACUGGGAGCAAGCCCGGGAUGACAAAUUUGACUGGACAUUUCAGACAGGACCUACACAGUCAGGGACACAGGCCCUGAUGAUGACCACACCCUAG